Drosophila arizonae is the source of this 836-nucleotide messenger RNA. RefSeq lists its product as uncharacterized. NCBI's taxonomy places the organism in Eukaryota, Metazoa, Arthropoda, Insecta, Diptera, Drosophilidae. The record is from RefSeq and is a predicted model, not a curated record.
CGCCGUCGUUGAACUUAAUCUGCGAGCAUGAUUGUGCACUAUUUGCAGAGUGGAGGAGCAAGUGUGCGCGUUGUCCUGGCAAGGUUGUUAUGGACGCACCAAUGUUUGUUUGUGCAUGUAAACACGCCGGGCGAUACGCCGAAAACGGGAAGAAACAACUAGAAAAACAAAUUCCAGUUCGAACUCCAAUUCCAGUUGAAGCAACUGAAGCAAGCUGACAAUGAUCUCUAGACGCGACAAAUUGCUGCAGCUGCCCUGGGAGGAGCUGCGCUAUGCCCAGCAUCGCGAGAAAGUGAUGUCCGCACGUCCGGCGAUUGAUACCAAGUCGCCCCGCCGGCACGACCACGUGCAGCGCAAGUGGAAGAAGCUGCAGAACGAACGGGAGCGCCAGCAGCAAAUUGAACGGGAGAAUCUGCGCCUGCUGCAGAAGCUGGGCGACAUCAUGAGCACCAAGCGCAUGAACAAUCUGUGGCUGGAGCCGCGACCCAAUUUUUUGCACCGGGAGAAGAUGUUUCAUACGCGCCCCUACUCCAGCCUGCCACAGGUUGUCACCAUCUACGGCGCACAGCCACCCGGUCCAGUGCUCUAUGGCAGUAUGCCCAAGCCAUCGGUUGUGGGCCGCUGUCCCACCUGCAGUGGUAAUCCCGAGCGCACACAGGUGGUCAUACCGGAGCAGCGUCUGCCUUGGGCACCCUCGCGCAAAUCCUCGAGCCGCAAGCAAAAGGACCAACAGCAGGAGCAUCAGCGGUGCUAUCAAUGUGGCGGCAUCAGGCGCAUGGAGCGUAAUCUCUUCGAGGACUACUCCUUUGACUAUGAAUAACAUUUGAGCAGACAAA